CGAGCGGCGCGGCCGUGGAGCACCCAGAAACUGGCGAUCAGGGGGGGUGGCGGGGACGCGAGCAGCGGCUGCGUGGGGUGCAGGGCAGGCGGCCGCACCGCUUCACCUUCUUCGCGGAGCCCGGUGCUGACUUAGAGCGACUGCAGUGAGGCGACAGCCCCGGCGAACACCCGAGAAGAAACGGCCGUGGCGGCGGUGGCGGCGGCCCCAGCCAUGCUGUGCUAUGUGACGAGGCCGGACGCAGUGCUGAUGGAAGUGGAGGUGGAGGCAAAAGCCAACGGCGAGGACUGUCUCAACCAGGUGUGCAGGCGGUUGGGCAUCAUAGAAGUUGAUUAUUUUGGACUGCAGUUCACCGGCAGCAAAGGUGAAAGCUUAUGGCUGAAUCUGAGAAACCGGAUCUCCCAGCAGAUGGACGGGCUGGCACCUUACCGGCUCAAACUGAGAGUCAAGUUCUUUGUGGAACCCCAUCUCAUCUUACAGGAGCAGACAAGGCAUAUCUUCUUCUUGCACAUUAGAGAAUCCCUCCUGGCAGGUCACCUCCAGUGUUCCCCAGAGCAGGCAGUGGAGCUUAGCGCCCUCCUGGCCCAGACCAAAUUCGGAGACUACAAUCAGAACACUGCCAAGUACAACUACGAGGACCUGUGUGAGAAGGAGCUCUCCAGUGCCACCUUGAACAGCAUUGUUGCCAAGCAUAAGGAGCUGGAGGGCAUCAGCCAGGCUUCGGCAGAAUACCAGGUUCUGCAGAUUGUGUCAGCAAUGGAGAAUUAUGGCAUAGAGUGGCAUGCUGUGAGGGACAGCGAAGGACAGAAACUCCUCAUUGGGGUUGGGCCCGAAGGCAUCUCCAUCUGUAAAGAUGACUUUAGUCCGAUUAACAGGAUAGCUUAUCCUGUGGUGCAGAUGGCCACCCAGUCAGGAAAGAACGUCUACCUGACCGUCACCAAGGAGUCUGGGAACAGCAUCGUGCUCCUGUUUAAAAUGAUCAGCACCAGGGCAGCCAGUGGGCUCUACCGGGCCAUCACCGAGACGCACGCAUUCUACAGGUGCGACACCGUCACCAGCGCCGUCAUGAUGCAGUACAGCCGGGACUUGAAGGGGCACUUGGCGUCUCUGUUCCUCAACGAAAACAUUAACCUUGGGAAGAAGUAUGUCUUUGAUAUCAAAAGAACAUCCAAGGAGGUGUACGACCACGCCAGGAGGGCUCUGUACAACGCCGGGGUUGUGGACCUUGUCUCCCGGAGUGACCAGAGCCCCCCCAACUCGCCCCUGAAGUCCUCCGACAGCAGCAUGAGCUGCGGCAGCUGCGAGGGCCUCAGCUGCCAGCAGAGCAGAGCGCUGCAGGAGAAGCUGCGCAAGCUGAAGGAAGCCAUGCUCUGCAUGCUGUGCUGCGAGGAAGAGAUCAACUCCACCUUCUGCCCCUGUGGCCACACUGUGUGCUGCAAGAGCUGCGCAGCCCAGCUGCAGUCAUGUCCAGUCUGCAGAUCACGUGUGGAGCAUGUCCAGCAUGUCUACCUGCCAACCCACACCAGUCUCCUCAAUCUAACUGUCAUCUAACGCGUCCUGUGAUUACUGGACAUGCCAUGUCCCCACGAGCCAAUCUGACUGUCAUCUGAUGUAUCCUGUGCUUACCGGGCAUGCCAGGUCCCCGUGAGCUGCAGCAUUGUAAACUAUAAGAAUAUGAACCUUGUGAGGAAACAUCUCACUCUCAACACCCACCUGCCAUAAGACAUUUCAGAAAUGAAGAAAAGCAAGAAUGCCAUCACUCCUCUUCUGUGAGUAGAAGCAACAGCCCCAGGGGCAACCGGAAGACCUCUGGGACGUAGAUACAUUCCUUCUUGGACUUUGGGUUUGUUUGAUUUUAUUUUUUAAUGACCAAGUAAAGGAGUAGAUACAAUUGUCUUGUCAGUUAAGUGGCACCAUAGCCCAACAGUGGGUACCUUUUAGGAAGUGAUGUCAUACGUCUCCUUAACUUCUCCUGAGGCGGCAGAUUUUAUAAGAGUUUUAAACUUUUCCUUGGUUCUUUUUGUAUGGUCACGGAGCGCUGAACAUUUGUAAUAGGACAUUUUUUCCUUAAAGAAAUAGUCGUCGUUAUAAUGUCAGUUCUGUCUUUAUAACUCGUUCAAGAACGACUGGGAAGCUAGCAGAUUGAAAAGCAGUCCUGUGACUUCUCGAGGGCUGGCAUGUGGUCGGGUUGAACCAGUGUGGCUGAGCAGACAGGUAACUCAAUGUGGGUGACUUCUUGGCCCUUCUUUCCCAUACCCCAAAUCCCAGGCCUUUGGGGGGCUACCAGUUUGGUUAAACGACUUUAAGGGCAUAGUCGUGCAUUCACUGGGCUUUUGAGCUGGUGGACUAUUUUGAGAUUAGAAAGGGAAAGUUCGCAGAUAGACAGACUGGGCGAGAGUGUCGGAGAGGCUCCUGGUGUGUGCUCAGGCGCUUCCUCACUUUCCCUAAGCACUCACUCCAGCUGCACCCCUGGGUGUCGCCUUGCUUGAAGAUCAAACCUUCUACAGCCUUACCAUGGGUCUUUAGACAGCGUCCCUUCUGUGUGUGUUUUAUUUCACUUCGUUCAUGUUUUCUUGUCGGUGCUUCCGUAUUCUUUGUGUUGCCCCUGCGCUGCAUCUUCCAGAGGCGGGGGUUAGUGUGUUCUGUUGCCAUAGUCUUGAUCAUCUUUCCACCCCCACUUGGGCAUUUUGGAAGCUAGUGAGCUAGGGGGUUUUCUAGGCCGUCAGGAAACCUAGCUGACCUCAUCGGGUGCAAUACUAGCUAGUGAAGCUAGAAACCUACACCGUCACUUUACCGAGAUUUCUGCGUCUGCGUUUCAUACUGCCU
Molecule: messenger RNA, 2826 nt
Organism: Alexandromys fortis (reed vole)
Lineage: Eukaryota; Metazoa; Chordata; Mammalia; Rodentia; Cricetidae
Gene: Mylip
Product: myosin regulatory light chain interacting protein
Exons: 7
Coding region: 214-1551 (445 amino acids)
Biological process (GO): ubiquitin-dependent protein catabolic process
Cellular component (GO): cytoskeleton
Molecular function (GO): ubiquitin-protein transferase activity; cytoskeletal protein binding
Source: RefSeq, a predicted model, not a curated record